AUAAGGCGGAAAUACCCGGAUGUGCUGUUCUAGCGCCCCUUCCCCCUCCGCUCCGCCGAGCCUCCCUCCCUCCUUUCCUCUCUUUUCUCUCUCCACCACCGACUCAACCCACUGCCUCUUCCCCCUCCGCUGCGGACCCGACGUUACCGAAGCCACUGCAGCGAAUCCGUCAUCCGUCGACCGAAAAGCCCGAGGAGAAGAAAAUCCCCGCGACUUCCUCGCGCAGAAAAAAGCAACCGUCGGCGACCCCUUCAGUUCCGCGAGACUCCGCGCAAGGCGAAGACGAGCCCGGCGACAGGAUGGGAAAUGAGGCGAGUUAUCCCUUGGAGAUGUGCUCACACUUUGACGCUGAUGAGAUUAAAAGACUAGGGAAGCGGUUUAAGAAACUCGACCUGGAUAACUCGGGUUCUCUCAGCGUGGAGGAGUUUAUGUCUCUACCCGAGUUGCAGCAGAAUCCGCUGGUGCAGCGAGUCAUCGAUAUAUUCGACACAGACGGAAACGGAGAAGUGGACUUUAAAGAGUUCAUUGAAGGCGUCUCUCAGUUCAGCGUCAAGGGCGACAAGGAGCAGAAGCUCCGCUUUGCGUUCAGGAUUUAUGACAUGGAUAAGGAUGGCUACAUAUCCAACGGCGAGCUGUUCCAGGUGCUGAAGAUGAUGGUAGGGAAUAACCUGAAGGACACCCAGCUGCAGCAGAUCGUCGACAAAACCAUCAUCAACGCAGACAAGGACGGGGACGGGAGGAUAUCUUUCGAGGAGUUCUGCGCUGUGGUUGGUGGCUUAGACAUUCACAAAAAGAUGGUGGUGGACGUGUGAAGAGACGCAACAGGCCCUUCACUGAACACCCUCUUUUCACUUCUCCAUUUCUGAGAAUCAGCUCCAGAUGUUCUGCUAACACGCUCUCUCUAUCUCUAUCUCUCUCUCGCUCUCUCUCUCUGUCUGUCGAUCUCUUUCAAUGGAAGUAUUUCUCUGAAUGAUGCCUCUGUUCCCCGUCUGUACUCCCUGAGCCUUGUGACGCCUGCCAUCCUAAGUGUUAUAGAGCAUGAGAUUCUUCUGUCCACGUUCUUGGGUAUUUAAGGACAGUCAGAGAGACGAUUUCUCUGUCGAUUACCGAGCGAUUCAGUGCGGUGGAGAAGGAAGAAAGGAGGGUGUGUGUGUGUGUGUACGUGUGUGCCUGUAUGCAUGUGUGUACGUUCUUUAACUUUUUUUUGAUGGAGGGGUUUUUUUUGUAUUUAUUUUGGUCCUGUCUUUUUUUUUUUAAAGAUGAUCUAGGUCUACAGGGAAUACGUGUACGUGAGCGAUAAACACACGACUUGACACUUGAUUUCAGCGCGACACGCUUCGAGCAUGAAGUGCCAAUCCAGACAUAUACGUGGGAUUUAACAAUAGCUGAAUACCGAAACCGCUAACCGAUGUUCUUCAUGUCACGGGGAGAUUAAAAAAAGAAAAAAAAAAAAAAAAAGUCAUCGUCGAGCUUAUUGUUUUUUUGUUUCCACCUAAUAUCUGCUUCAGAUCUGACGCGAAAUCCCAUUCGAAUUUUCUACGAGAAUGUGUGCGUGUAUGUAAAAGUGUGCCGUGUUAAUAUUGUCAGGGAGUUCAUCUGCCGUCUUGCUUUCUGAUAUACAGUAGACUAGGAUUAAAAAAACAAAUAUAUUUGAAGUUGUGCACAUAUAUACACGUAUGGUUUACUUUUGAGGGGUCGGGUGGGGAGGGACGAUCAGAUCACACCACAUGUUACUGUAGGAUGGGACGGUGCCAUCAGUAAAAUUUCUCAACUUUUUUUUGUGUGUGUGUGUUGUGGAUUUAGUACCAUUUUACCACGGCAAACAAGUUUUUGAUUUACCUCUCGACAAUGUAGGACACAGUGCAUAUUGUGGCAAACUGAAUCCACAAUAACACCCGAUUUGAAUAUUUGUUUGUGGAAAUACAAGGUUAAUUUUUUUUUCCAACUUGACUGCAGGCAGCAUUGUAAAGACCUUAGUAGCUCAUAUUUGUAUAUUAGGGACUGAAGGACUGAUUGUGUGUUUUGGUUUUUUUUUUUUUUUUUUUUUUUCUAAGCUUUAAUCGAGUUGGUUCGCAGCAUGUUACCCGAGAGUGAUCGUCGAAGUAGACUAAGCAGACCUUGACUGACCGAUCAGUUUCUCUUUUUUCCUUCGUCAUUUCAAAGAUUCAGUUCAAAAAAAAAAAAAAAAAGAGGAGAGACCAAACCAGACGCUUUCAACGCGGACGAAUAAACUCGAAGCGUUCGGCCACUCCGCUAUUUCGCUUUUAAAUGUGAUUCUCCCGCGCAAACCGGCGUUUUUCCCGCCAGCUGCUGCACGGUGACGGCGCUUAAACAUGUCUCUCCCGAAGGCCGCUGAGGUCUUGUGAUGUGCUUGCAUGAUACGGGAGGGUUUCUCUCUCUUUCUUUUCUUUCUGUUGUGCAUGUAGAUCAGAUUUUUAUUUUAUUUUUUAUUUUCUUGGGGGAAGGGGGUUCUCUUGUUUACAUAUGAAUCGUACUAUUGAGAUAUUAUUAUACUCUGAAUGACAGUUAUAUAAAUAUAUGGACGUUGCCAAACUUUUGGUAAAUGUUUAAAUAUGAAAAUUAUUUUAAAGCGAGUUUCUUCACUACAUUUAUCCAUACAUAUUAUUAUUAUUUAUUAUUAAAAAAAAAAAAUGCGAGUUUUUUGGAUUGGUGUCCGUCGCUCCCAGCGAUUUUAUUUUCUCUCUUUAAAAAAAAAAAAAAAGAGAGGGAGUUAUGUUUCAUUUUUCUCCUUUUCCGUUCAUGGUUUGGUUGAGUCGUUUUGUACAGAAUGUAUGUUUGUUGCUUUCGGUUGUUUUGUAUUUCUUUAGCUGGGGAUCAGGCGGCCAUCCGAGUAACUUCCGCUGCGAGAGCCGCGGGGUUUUUGGACAAAAGGAAACGUACAAGUGAAUGAAAAAACGUUUCGCUUUUAGGUUUGAACGUUUUGUUUCUUUCUUCAUUUCUCUGCAUGCUGCGUCAUAUGCUGUGGGAACCAUUUAAAAAAAAUGUCAUUCAUGAAAACGAGAAAUAAAAUAUUUGAGACUUGUA
Puntigrus tetrazona (Sumatra barb) is the source of this 3045-nucleotide messenger RNA. RefSeq names its product protein phosphatase 3 (formerly 2B), regulatory s1ubunit B, alpha isoform, b (gene ppp3r1b). The record is from RefSeq and is a predicted model, not a curated record. Gene Ontology annotation, molecular function: calcium-dependent protein serine/threonine phosphatase regulator activity; calcium ion binding. Bases 300 to 812 code for a protein of 170 amino acids. NCBI's taxonomy places the organism in Eukaryota, Metazoa, Chordata, Actinopteri, Cypriniformes, Cyprinidae. The transcript has 6 exons.